CUUUUUUUAGGAGGAAGGGGAAAAGGAACUGAACCGGUGGAUCACGCACCACGGACAGGUAGGGUUUCGGCCACCGCAGCCAUGGCCGACGCCACGCCGUCCAUCCCGAGCGCCAUCGCCUCCCUCCAGGCCUACUCCACGGCCCUCUCCGCCUUCACCGCCGCAUGGCGUGCCGUCGAGACCCACGCCUCCAGCCUCGACUCCACCCUCGCCGCCCGCCUAGCCGGCUACACCGAGCUCGAGCUGAUCUGCUCGGCGAUGGACGGCGCCGGCCUCCUCGCGUACCUCACCGAGCACAGGGACGAGCUCAAGGAGCCAGCGCGCGCCCUCGACGCCGCCCUCCAGGUGGCGCCCGACCCGGGGCUUCUGGUCCUCUCUGCGGCCGCGACUUUCUGCCGCACGCCGCCGGAGAAGGCCAAGAACGACGGUAGCGUCAAGGCGUCCUGCCGCCUGCUCAUGGCCUUGCUCGACCGGCUGCGCGCGAUUGGGUUCAAGCCGUCGCCUGAGGCACGCGACGAGGCCAGAGCUGUCGCGGCGGACUGGAAGCGAGGCAAGCGGAUCGGGACGGAGGUGAUGUUUAAGCAGGAGACGUUCGCCUUCUUGCAUCUCGUGGGAGUGUUUGGGCUCGUGGAGGAUGUGGGCGGUGCCGGCGAGGUGCUUGAUCUAGUCGUGUCGAUCUCUGGUCGUGAGCGCGCUGUUGAGGCCUUCCUCGUCCUUGGCCUGGACCUCGACCAGCAUAUGCCAAUCCUCAUUCAGAAAAUGGUAAACAAAAGCAAACAGCUAGAGGCAGUCAAAUUCAUUCAAGCUCUUAAUAUAGUGCACAAAUACCCUUUGUUGCCUAUUAUGAGGUCGUACAUUGAUCAUGCUGCAGUUGCUGGUAAGAUGAUCCGCAUCAGGGGAGAUGAUCUUGCUACUCAGAAUGCAGCUGAUGCAAAAGAGCGCACACUUCUUGGAACAUUGCAGAAGUUCAUUAAGGAACAGAAGCUAGAAGAACUGCCUAUUUUUGAAGAAGCUAACAAGCGAAUGGCACAUUUGGAUCAGCAAAGUGCUGAGAGAAAAAGAACUGCUGCAGCAGCGGCUGCGGCUGCCCAAAAGGUUAGUAAGAACAUUGAGGAGCAGCAGAAAAAGAUACAGGAGCUGAUGCAGCCUGCUAAGAGACCAAGGCCCGAGAAUGUGGUGCAAGGUUCAUUAGGCCAGAAUGUUAACCCAGCUAGAACCUCUACUCAACAAUUUAAGCCACAGCAUAGCAUUCAUAAAGCUGGAGUGUCAAAUCAGUAUCAAGCUGCUUUAACUCAGAAUGUACUGCCAGCAAUCAAUCAGAUUUCGCAGCUAGUUGCUGGGAGCCAUCGUCCAGUUGGCAUCCAAAAUCAGGCCAUUGCUGUUCCGCCUCAAUAUGGUAGUGGUAGCUUGGCAAGUUAUUAUGGAGUGACGUCCACCACGCCAUACAGGUCCAGCACUCUAGCUCCUGGACCUGGUGCUUUGAAUGGUCCAAGUGCGCAGGCAUCAUCAAGAUCAAAGCUCUAUUCUGGAGAUCCCCUCGCGGCUGUCUCCCGAUCAUCAGAUAAGAAGGGAUCAUCUUACAAAUAUUCUUUGUCUAGUAUGUCAACUUAUGAUCAUAAAUGAAGAUUUGUUUUGUCUGCCUCUGGACGAACCUGACAAACCUUGAAAGUUUGGGUUUCAGACCGAGCUCUGGUCCCCUUUGUAAAUGCCAAGUCAUUGUAGCUAACAAAGGUCCUUUUACAAUAUAAAGGAUGUGGGUUUUUAUCUAGAAGAGAUUCUCCUAUGGAGUCCGAUAAAUAUUGUAGGAAUUCUAACAUAUCUUCCGUCCAUAUGGGCACAUUCUCUUUUAUUCAAUCUGAAUCUGAUUCAUAUGCCUUUUCUUGUGGUA
This is a messenger RNA of Sorghum bicolor (sorghum), 1888 nucleotides long. Its product is annotated as FRIGIDA-like protein 1. NCBI's taxonomy places the organism in Eukaryota, Viridiplantae, Streptophyta, Magnoliopsida, Poales, Poaceae. The coding region runs from base 82 to 1623 and encodes 513 amino acids. The record is from RefSeq and is a predicted model, not a curated record. The transcript has 3 exons.